Molecule: messenger RNA, 1490 nt
Organism: Ostreococcus lucimarinus CCE9901
Lineage: Eukaryota; Viridiplantae; Chlorophyta; Mamiellophyceae; Mamiellales; Bathycoccaceae
Exons: 1
Coding region: 3-1490 (495 amino acids)
Biological process (GO): peptidyl-lysine monomethylation
Molecular function (GO): protein-lysine N-methyltransferase activity
Source: RefSeq, a predicted model, not a curated record
CGAUGACGAACGCGAACGCGAACGCGAACGCGGUUCGCGUGACUCGCGCGCUCGUUCGGGGCGAUCGUGAUGAUUGGAAUGCUCGAUCGAGAGCUGGUUGGAAUGCUCGAUCGAGAGCGCGCGCGUCGGCGUCGGCGUCCGCGUCGGGCUCGCCGGAAACGCGCCUCGCGAGUUGGUUGCGCAACCGAUUCGCUUUCGACGCGCUCGCGUUAACGCUCGAGCGACCGCCUGGGGACGAUGGCUACGGGGUGCGUGCGACGUGUGUGUGCGAUGAUGGCAUCGCGCGAGGCGACGUGAUCGUGGCGAUUCCUCGCGACGCCAUGCUCGACGCGCGCUCGGCGCUUGGAGACGCGGCGUUCGAGCGAGCUCGAGCGCGCGGUUUGAGUUCGUUUCAACUCUUGACGGUGUCGCUGUUGCGCGAGUGGCGGUUGAAAGACACCACAUCGAGAUGGAAGCCUUAUUUAGACACGCUUCCCGAGGAUGACGGUCGGUGGCAUCCUUUACUUUGGCGCGACGAAGACGUCGAACAGCAUCUGCCGGCGAAUUCGACGCACGCCGGCGCGCGCUUGAGAGGUCUCAUACGCGCGUGCGAAGAAGACACACGCCUUUUUCGCUCGAUUGUCGAUGAAUUGAACAUCGACGAUGAGAACUGGCCUUCGAUGCGACACGUUAGAUGGGCGGUCUCGAUAGUCAUCUCCCGAGCGUUUCGACUGAACGAGCUCGACGACGAAGAAUGUUUGCGCGAAGUGCGCGAUGAUGCGCUGUUAGAAACCCUGAAUGAUUUAGACGCAGACUGUUGGGAAGGCAGUGGAGGUGAUAGCGGUGAAGAUGACGAAUUUUCAGUCAUGGCACUCGUUCCUUGGGCCGACGGCUUGAACCACUCUUCGGAUGCGGGCGAUGAAGCGAUUUUGACUUACGACACGCUAUCGCAAACAGCGACGCUUCGAGCGCAUAAAGCGUACGCGUGCGGCGAACAAGUUUUUGAUUCAUACGGGUCGAAUUUGAGCGACGAAGAUUUAUUCGUAAAUUAUGGCUUCGUCGACGUUCAAAGUUCGCGGACAAACUUUGUUGAAUUCAGCGGGGAAGACUUCCUUCGUGCGGCGAGCGAAAUCGGAUUUCAAAUGCACGCGAAAGCGGAGGAUGAUGAUAUCAGCUUCAUCGACCCUAAGGCUGCAUUAUUACGAGUCGACAGUGUCGUCGGUGUCGGAGAGAACGCCAUGUUUUUCGGUGAAUGCUUCUUGGAAUACAACGAGCAGGACGUCAAAAACGUCGUGCUCCGAACGUUUUCGCACCUGCUCGACUCGGCGUCCACUCGAGCGUGCGACGACCUGGUAGUCAAGGCGCGCGAAACACUCGGAAAUCUUCGCGAAGGCGAUACUCUGGUCGGAUUCAAGGCUGCUGCGUACGUCCUUUGUAGGGAACAAGAAGCCAUCGAAGCGGCGCGUAGUGCGGUUGCUCGUCAGCUGAGCAUGUGUGACAAUUCUAAUUAA